Molecule: messenger RNA, 924 nt
Organism: Rotaria sp. Silwood2
Lineage: Eukaryota; Metazoa; Rotifera; Eurotatoria; Philodinida; Philodinidae
Source: the annotation of a GenBank genome assembly
AUGAACAAGUUUUUCUCAAUUAUUUUUCUUACUCUUUUCAUUGCGACUUCAUUAGUUAAAAGUUCAGUACAAGAGAAAACAGCCGAUGCUGCAGCUGACUUAAAAGACAAGAUUGUUGAAACUGUAAAAGAGGCAUAUGAUACAGCUUCACCUAAAGUCGCCGAAAGUGCUGAAUAUAUCAAAGAAAAAGUUGUGGAUGGAGCUGAAUUUGUAAAAGAAAAGACUGGUGAAGCAUAUGAUAAUCUUGCUCCUAAAGUAGUCGAAGGUGUUAAUUAUUUAAAAGAUAAAGCUGAAGACACUUAUGAAACUCUCUCACCGAAAAUUGCUGAAGGUGCAGAAUAUUUAAAAGAUAAAGCUGAAGAAGCUUAUAAAAGUGGAAGUAAACUUGCCGAAGAAUAUGGUGAAGUUGCCAAAGAAAAAUUAGCUAAUAUUGCUGACGAUGUUAAAGCUUCAGCUCAAAAUUUUGCUGAUAAUACAGUUAAAACUAGUCAAGAAUAUGCUCAAGAAGGUGUUAAACAAGGUCAAAAAUUAGGUGAACAAGCUUUUGAACUUGGCAAAGAUAAAGGUUAUUUUAUACAGAUUUCAAUAAUUAAUCAUAAUUAUCUUGUUUUUUUUUUCUUAUUAUUUGCAGCUAAUGAAGCACUUAAAGCUGCUAAACAAGCCAAUGCAUAUGAAGCUUCACUUGAAUUAGGUGCUGAUGUUGCUAAAAAAGGUCGAAAAUUAGCUGAACAAACACUUGAAUUGAGUCGAGAUAAAGCGAACGAAGCAUUGAAAGCAGGCAGACAUGCUAGUGAAGAUGCAGUUGAAUCAGUGCAAGAUUAUGCUAAAGAUUCAAAAAAGAAGGCAAAGAAAAAAGCAAAAGAAGCUACUGAAGAAGCAGCUGAAGUAACAAGAAAACUAAAACGAAAGGCUACAGAAUUGUAA